GUAUGCUGUAGCGCAUUUUUAACGUGAUCCUAACGCCAGCGACCUUCAAUCUGUACUGAUAUAUCCCCAAGUGUUUUUAAUGAUCUUCACUAAAAGCAUUGUUUUCUGUGUUGUGUCUAAAUCUACUCUUAGAAAGUUUGUUUUCUGUUCCGUUUCCAAUGGUUGUAAACGUUGAAUUACAUGGCUGAGAAUUGAUCUCAGUGACAUAAAUACAGUAACUAUUUCCCUUCUCUUUUUUCCGAACUUGGAUGUGGCAGUGGCUUUAGAAGGGCUCCAGAUGGUAUCGUAUUUCGUGUGACAACUAGCCACUUCAUACAUUUCACUUUUUUAAGCUAUAGUGUCGGUAACAGUAAAGGGGAUACUAUAUAUAAUAAAUAAUGCUAUUCAUCGUGUGCGCUUUUCGAUUUCGUCGCUCUUGAUCUCCCAAGUUUUUUAGGUUGAGGUGAUCUUUUACGCUUUAGGCCAGACCCGUUUCUAUUACAAUGAUAAGUUCCACUUUAGUAUAGUCUAUCCGCACAUUUAAUUCCAAUUGUUUGUUAAGCAAGCUUCGAGGAUUUGUGUGACAGGUCAAAUGACAAUUCAAGUACCUGCAUCGGUGCUGAAUCCUCAUCUCAUGAAGUCUACAGGUGACCUAUCUUUUUCUCCCAUUUCUAGCCUUGAUUUUAGUUCUUGCCUUUUUAUAUGAUCAGCGAGUUGUCUUUGAAGAAGAAGUCUCCUGACCCUUUCAGUUCAUGUACACCCCGAGAGUGAACCCUGUGAUACCUUAGUCAUUAGUUUGUUUGAGUAAAUCUUUGAAUUAACUAACAUCAGAUUCUAAACUAGUUCUGGGUUCGGAUUUUCUGUUCUCGACCGUGUGAGAAAUAAUCAGCGUAUAACUAUGAUCAGCAUUGGGUUUAAAAUCGCAAUUAAGGAAUCCUACUCUUAGCUCUUAUAUCAGGUCGUUUCUUCUGCUACUAGGUUAAUUCGUUGAUUGUAUUAGCUAAUUGCUCAUACGUUCUGAAUUGUUUUUAAAGGCUUUUAGGAAGUAGAUCUUUGGUGAUACCUUUCAAAACUUUCUCUUUAUUUAGACAAAACUCUAAAAUUGUAAGUCUUGAAGUAUUUUUUGGGUCUUGGUGCCGACUAAAGAUAAAAAAGUAUUUACUGUACUCAUACAGGGAUAGUUAUUUGAUUAACUUAUAAUCGUCAUAAAUACUCUUGUCGACCACAAUAUUCCACCUAAGCUUUAGUUUUUGCGAACUUUAAUCUUUGGCACGUUUCAACGCUGAUAAAUAUCUACCAUUUAAUUCUUGCCACUUGAUCUGAGUUUCUUUACCCCAAAUGCCCUGGUACGAUGAGAGUGGGGAGAGUCCGCUCUCGCAUGGUCACGCGUAUAUAGCCUCUGCCAGGGAAGUUCUACUCACUGCCUUCUCGUGGCGAGGGUGUUGUUUACGAAAAUGAGAGGACGAAAAGCGAAUGUCCGGCGCUUUAACCGGAUUCCAAACGAAUGGUGCACAUGGGCUCCAGUAUCCUAAGGGAACAAAUGGCGUAUGAACUGAUUGUUGGUCACCGGCCUCCAUGGGACUGCAUCUCCUUACAAUGUUCCACUGCCUUGUGGAUCAGACCUUCAGAUCGAAGGCUCGGGGAGUGGCCCCCUAAGAAAACCACCUGCUUCGGUUCGGGCACCCGGGCGGUAUCACAGCCCUCACACAUAUCGAAUGAGAUUUGUAUGGCGCAUAUGUAUUCGGUGCCUCCUUGUACCAAUAUCUAUUUGUUAAAAUAAAUAAAUAAAUACUUUACCCCAACGAGGUACAUGCCAUACACCUAAACUAAACAUUCAAGUAAUUCAAAUUAUGUAUUCGACACUGCCGUUGCAUAACCUUGAGACCAGUGGUUUUUUCGGGCAAGGUGUAGUAUAGAAACGCUAUUUACCAUCAAAUUAUGGAGUUACACUUAGGUUUCUUCAUUCACUAAAAAUAUCCUCAGUCAGUAAGCUACAACGUAGGACGAGGCACAUAUAUGCAUCGGUCCAAGUUGCCAUACCUCAUUAGCACAGCAAGAUGAACACCGGAUUCAUAGGAGUAGUUAAGCCAAUGGUGGUAAUAUAUAAAAGAUUGCAUAUAUAGUAUAUUAGGUCUAAGUUCUUUAUCUGAUGGUACAUAUUUUAUAGGCAAUAUUUAUAAAAAAAUAACAUAUAAGUAUGAGAAAACCUUAGCAAAAGAUAUUUUUUGAAAUACUAAAAAUCCAUUUAUCUGAAGACAGUUAAGCACUGCAAAAUCAGUAUUUAAUAGAAGUUGCUACAAAAAUCCACCACAAUACUGUUUGUUGCAGGGAUUGUAAGACAUUUUGGGAUAUACUUAAUCUUUUGAAACAAAUCAUAGCGAUGUAACACAAUUAAUAUAUUGUGCGGAUCAUGAUUUCCUGAUAGUUAGGUGGACAUCACACCUCGACGUAGAUUUGUUUAAUUUAAAUGUAAAACCAGUCGAUGGCAGAUUCGUUUGUUUAUUUGAAAACUGAUUGUGCUUUUGUCAGGUGGCUGAAGCAAUCUAUAGGAAACCCUAUUUCUCAUUUUGAUUUGUACUUGUAAGACAUCUUUUCAACAAUAAAGGAAGUAAUUCUUUUUUUAGGAUUAGAACCCGCACUAAUCAUUACCACAAUCAGGGAUGUUAAUACUAAGUUAUUCGAGCUACCCAAACUAAAGCAGAUCAAUCUUAUCUAGGAGUUUUCAGAAUUUUUUUACUGCUGGGAUCACUAUGUGGAAUUUUCAUGUCUUACUGUCGACAAAAUUAGCUGAAGUUUUGAAAUUCAAACAACCAUUCAGAACACGUAUCUACCAUUUUGCUCUCCAACCCAAGAUGAUUAAAUAUAAUGAGUCAAUAGACCCAGAAGAUCCUCGUCUCGUAAAAGCCGUUGCUCCAGCACAAAAAUGGGAACAUACGGGGUCCAAUUUUGAUGAACUUGUCUCAAGAAUUGUGGGGAUGAUGACCAUUCGAGGCGAAAGAGAGGUGGCUAGAAAUGUAAUGCGCAUGACGUUUAGAGAAAUAAAACUAAUACAGAUGCGGAAAAACAAAAGUAUUGCAAAUAUUUCGGAAAGUAAGGCUACUGUUAUUAAUCCCACUACUGUGAUUCAUGAAGCAGUAAAGAACUGUACACCUUUACUACUGCUACAAUCAGUACCACGUGGUGGUAUUUUGUACAAGGUUCCUGCUCCUCCAGUAUCUUCUUCGGUUGCCACGCAUACUGCAGUGAAAUUUAUUUUGGACGCAGCUAGAGGAAAGCCACGUGAUCAACGAAUAUGGAUAUCUCUGGCAAACGAAUUUAUGGUGGCUUCACAAAACCAAGGGAAAGCUGUCAAAUACAAGGUUGAAUUACAUAAACAAUGUGAGGAGAAUCGUGCAUAUGCUAAUUUUAGAUCACAUUAACUAAUUUCCUUCCAAACUUCGUUUUUCUAUAGAAAUCGUACGCUUGUAAAUAUCCAUUCGUUACAAUAGAUACUUACUUUUAUAAACAUAUCUUUUCUUGUAUACAUUGUUCUUUAAAUUUACUUCCAAGAAUAUUUGCUUCAGUGUUUGCAUUAGAAAGUCUGUCUGAUGAUUAUCCACUGUUUUCAAAUAAAAUUAACACUAUCUUCUGUUGAAGUGGUGGGCUACUGUGCCCUAGUUCGUUGGAACUAUUGAACAGCUGAACAACUGAAUUGCUUUAGUGUAGAAGAACAUUCUUGCUAGUGUUAGAAUCCUGCUUCUAUUUUAGGUUUCCUAUAAACUUAUAGUUUGUGGCACUGUUUUGGGUUUUCAUAUGAACUUUUCCGCUCAGUCUUUUUGAUCAAAAGCUAUGCAGUUUAUUCACUAUAUAUAUAGUCAUGUAACAGUUUUCCUUAAUAAUCUGUCUUUGAGAAAAUGUGUUUAGUGUUAUAGUGUAAAAUCGUGCCAUUCAGAAUCAAACCCAUAUUAAAGGGAAGAUAUUUGCAUGAAACUCAGUGAUAAAUUCCGCUAGUGUUUAGAAAAAUUAUAUUCAAAAUAACAGUAAUAAUAAUAUAUGAAACUAGGUUUCACAAAAUGGCAUAGUGUACAAAGUUUUGGAAUUCCAAUUAAUUUCAAGCUUGAAUUUUAAUAUUUGAUUCUAAUGUUUAACUGUUAUGCCAGUAUAUUAUCUUUUCGUUGUGAGAUAUAAUAAAUGUCGAGCAUUAUUUUUUUAGCCUAACAAUACUGAAAAAUGCUAAUUCACAGCAAUCUGCGCGUCUUACCCUCAUCCAAAUGGUUCGAUUUGUUAAAUCUUAAGUAUGACUACAAGCGCUGUCGCCAUGCGCAUACUUAUGCACAACAUAUAGGUAGUAAUCUUAAAGCGAAAAUUUCAGUCAGUGAUCCACCUAUCGCAACAAUACGAAAUGUUGGUUUAAUUGCUCAUAUCGACGCUGGUAAAACGACUACUACAGAACGCAUGCUUUAUUAUGCUCGACGUAUACACUAUCUCGGUGAAGUGGAUCAUGGAGAUACUGUGACUGAUUACUUACCAGAAGAACGUGAACGUGGUAUAAGCAUUGUUACUGCAUCAGCUUCUCUGUCUUGGAGAAAUCAUAUAAUUCACUUGUUGGAUACUCCAGGACAUGUAGACUUCACAUUUGAAGUUGAACGAAGUCUAACUGUUUUAGAUAGUGUUGCCGUUAUAUUGGAUGCGGUCAAAGGUGUUCAACCUCAGACACAUACUGUGUGUCGCCAGGCCCAUCGUUACUGUCUUCCAUGUCUAAUCUAUAUCAAUAAAAUGGACCGCCCAAUGGCUAACGUCGAUCUCUGCUUACGCAGUUUAUCUAAACAGCUGCCUACAAAAGCACAUUAUAUGCCUAUUCAUUGGCCAGUAUUUUCUCAUAGUCUUAAUACAGAUAACACAUCAUCAUUAAUUAAUGCUUCGAAUACGUCUACUUCGCUUUCUAAUAAAUAUAUUAAAAACAAUGGUACCAGUCAAUUUGUUGGACUUGUAGAUUUGACUACGAUGCAAUUAAAAAAUUGGAUUUCAUGUAACGGUCCUGAUGAUGUUUAUACAUCAUCUGAUCUAUUCGAAGGUAUCAAUACAGCUACUGUAUCACAUUGCUCUCAUCUACCGAAAUCGAAAUCUUCCAUUAAAAACACUCUGAACCCAAGUGGAAUUCAAGAGGCACUAAGUGCUCGUAUGCAGCUACUAAGUACAUUGGCCGAUAUCGAUGACGAAUUUGCAGAUAAAUUCUUGCAACUCGAUCGUCCAGAUUUAUUGGUUCCUUCAGAUAUUGUUCAUAAAAGUUUAAAAAAGGCAAUUCUUUCCUUCCAAGUCAUACCAGUGUUAGUUGGUAGUAGUCGAAAUAACAUCGGGAUUCAGCCUUUAUUGGAUUUUAUUGUUGAUUACCUACCAGAUCCUAGUCAUUCCAAUAUUCCAAUCUCUAUUUUAAAGGUUUAUAAAUCGUUGAAAUCUACAUUACCGAAUCCAAGUGAUCUUUUGAAAGCCUCUAGAGACUUAGAUAAUCGUCGCAGUAUUCUAUCAUCGAAUUUCCCAAUCAUGCUUGUAUUCAGGAUAUGUUUUGAUCCACAUCGUGGUCCGCUUACCUUAGUACGCAUAUAUUCCGGUGUAAUUACACCUGGUUCUCAAAUUGCUAAUUGGUCCCGAUAUAAAGAUAUACAUUUACCAGAGAAAAUCUUAAAUGUAUUUCAACUAAAUGGAGAUUCGUUAGAAGUAGUUAACAGUGCUGGACCUGGUAGUAUUAUUGCUUUAAGUGGACUUCAGUCAACGUACACAGGCGAUGUUUUAGGUCCUGUCUUGAAUUCGACUAAAAGUAGACAAGUAGAGAAUUCCAAUGGUACUGAAUUAAAUGAUACUGAAGAAAUAUUUGACAAUGGACCAGAAUCACCUUCCGUAUUUCAAGUAUCCGAACCUGUUGUAUACGCUGCGGUUGAACCUGGUAGUCGAUCCGAAAUAAAUGCACUUGAACAUGCUCUCAAUUGUAUGCAACGUGAAGAUCCGAGCUUUCAUGUGAAGUUUGAUGAAGAAACUGGACAAUGGAUAAUUUCUGGAAUGGGUGACUUACACUUGGAUGUUGUACUUUCAAGGCUGAAACGUGAAUACAAAGUUAAUGUUCGAAUGGGACCACUUCUGGUCGCUUACAAAGAAUGUCCACCACAAGAUGCUUCCAGUUCAAGUGGAUGGAGUUUUGUGGUUGGAUAUAUAAAUGGUAGUGAAAAAGCUGUUGCAAUAGGAGUGAUACUUCAACCUAAAACUAUUCAUCCACUUCACAAACCUCAGGUCAUUUUUGACCGACUUGUAGAUCAUAACAUCGUUCGUGUACGUCAUGCCAUCACCGAAGCCUGUUUGUCUGCCUUAGAGGUUAGUGGACCUAUUCUUCGUUCCCCUAUUAUUGGAGUAGAUAUUCACAUUAGUAAUAUUGUAUGUGGCCGUGUAGAACAAAUUUCAAAUGACUCGGGAUGUAUCAAUGGUCUUGGUGACUUGACUUUAGAUAAAUUAUCCAAUGCUCAGCUUUCUUCACCAUCCCUUUUAGCUUUGUUAAAAACUUGUUGCAUAAGUAGUGUAAAAAAUGCGGUAGCCAAAAUACCUAACUGGCAUAUUAUGGAGCCGAUGAUGGAAAUCGAACUUCAACUGCCUUCUCUAAAAGGUUAUGAUUCAGAAUUAUCAGCCUUUCUGUGUGACUUAACGAAUAGGCGCGCAGAAAUAAUAUCAGUGGACAACGCAGAAACCAGUUCAAACAGUAAAGACGAUAGCAGAAUGGGAGCUGAAAAAUAUCACCGUAUACGUGCAAUAGCACCGUUAUCUGAAUUAGCUAACUACUCGGCUACUAUCAGACGUCUUUCGUCAGGACGAGCUGAAUUGAGUCUCCGGUUGGCUAAUUAUUACCCUGUUAGCUCAGAGCACCAAGCAAAACUAUUAGAUCAAUUCAGAUUCAGUCGUUCUGGAAGCACCGUGCAUUAAGAAAAUAUCACAACAUCGUUAGCCAGCUGAUAAUUAGCACUACCUGUGUAUGAUAAAUUUUUUUAAAAAAAAUAUAUAUAUGAUGCAGACGUUAAUUGAACUUUUUCAUUUCACUCAUAGUUUUAUUAGGCCAUUAAGAGAUGUCAGGCACUAUACGCAAUGUAGUUUGCACUUUAUCACAAACUGAUUUGUCGAAUCACAUGAAUAUUGUAUCUACUGACAUAAUCUUUUUAUUCGAUCAAGGCCGCUUAUCCGAUGAUCGAAUGCAAUCAUGAAUAUCAACAGCAGUAAAGUACGAACCGGCUGACAUAGGUUUACUGCUAAACCAAUCAGGAUCGAGGAAGUUAUUUCGAAGGAACACUUUGCAAUCUCAGGGCUUCAGACUACUGAAGACAAGUAUUUAUUCAUCAGUGCGCACAUACAAUCAUUCUGAGGCAGUUUCAAUCACAAGUUUAAGUUAUAUUUCUCAGCAAUGCUUGUCACAUCGGGGGUACGAUUCGUUUUAGUGUCCAAACUAGAAUUUUCGGUUUAGAUGGUGAAGUUGGAGUUCAGGGUAGGAGUUAUUAUUUAUACAAUCUAACUGCAGAUUUCGAUCAUAACUUCCAGGCAUCCGUUAAAAAUAUAAGCCAGUCUAACUGAGUUGACUAACUAUGUAGGCUUUGUAUAAUUUUACUACAUGACAUAUGUUUCGAACUAGUUUUUUUGACUAGCAAAGACGGCCCGAGGUCGUUGCUCAGUCCUACUCUCCUUGCCACUUCGUCACAGUCUGUGCCGUCGAAAUAUCGGGUUCACGGCGUGCUGACCUCUGCAGCGAUGUUAAACUUUCGAGACAUCCACGUCUAAUAUCCAUAGGGAACAUCAACACAUGCGCUCCAGCGAACUGCUGAGCCAUCCAAACCCAGUAUUUGGUUGGCGGCCGCCAAACUCCGUCGACAACGACCGGUACCUCCAACACCGCCACAACACUCCAAGCGAUGAAACCACCCCGAAACGGAUGACCCCAACUACCGCCUCCUCCCCAGAUCACGCAAUGGCGUCACAGAACUCUAUUCUCUUAGCCUCCUGGUUGGCUGCGACACCAAGGG
Molecule: messenger RNA, 8006 nt
Organism: Schistosoma haematobium
Lineage: Eukaryota; Metazoa; Platyhelminthes; Trematoda; Strigeidida; Schistosomatidae
Product: G elongation factor, mitochondrial 2
Exons: 12
Coding region: 4189-6921 (910 amino acids)
Biological process (GO): mitochondrial translation; ribosomal small subunit assembly; ribosome disassembly
Cellular component (GO): ribosome; mitochondrion
Molecular function (GO): GTP binding; mRNA binding; GTPase activity
Source: RefSeq, a predicted model, not a curated record